Messenger RNA from Cercocebus atys (sooty mangabey), 2244 nucleotides. Its product is annotated as disintegrin and metalloproteinase domain-containing protein 18. The record is from RefSeq and is a predicted model, not a curated record. Gene Ontology annotation, cellular component: plasma membrane. The transcript is spliced from 20 exons. NCBI's taxonomy places the organism in Eukaryota, Metazoa, Chordata, Mammalia, Primates, Cercopithecidae. Gene Ontology annotation, biological process: cell adhesion; binding of sperm to zona pellucida; proteolysis. The coding region runs from base 1 to 2124 and encodes 707 amino acids. Gene Ontology annotation, molecular function: metalloendopeptidase activity.
AUGUUCUUUCUCCUUGCCCUUCUCACUGAGCUUGGAAGGCUGCAAGCCCACGUAGGUUCUGAAGGAAUAUUUCUGCAUGUCACAGUUCCACUGAAGAUUUUGUCAAAUGACAGUGAAGUUUCAGAGAGGAAGAUGAUUUACAUCAUUACAAUUGAUGGACAACCUUACACUCUACAUCUCAGAAAACAAUCAUUUUUACCCCAGAAAUUUUUGGUUUAUACAUAUAAUGAAGCUGGAUCUUUGCAUUCUGAGUCUCCAUAUUUUAUGAUGCAUUGCCAUUACCAAGGAUAUGCUGCCGAAUUUCCAAAUUCAUUUGUGACACUCAGUAUAUGUUCUGGUCUCAGGGGAUUUCUCCAGUUUGAAAAUGUCAGUUAUGGAAUUGAACCAUUAGAAUCUUCAGCAAGAUUUGAGCAUAUAAUUUAUCAAUUGAAAAAUAAUGAUCCAAAUGUAUCAAUUUUAGCAGAAAAUUACAGUCAUAUUUGGCAGAAAGACCAGUCCUACAAAGUUCCUUUAAACUCACAGAAAAAAAAUCUUUCAAAACUAUUACCCCAAUAUCUGGAAAUAUACAUUAUAGUGGAAAAAGCUUUGUAUGAUUAUAUGGGAUCUGAAAUGAUGGCUGUAACACAAAAAAUUGUCCAGGUCAUUGGGCUUGUCAACACUAUGUUUACCCAGUUCAAAUUGACUGUUAUACUGUCUUCCUUGGAACUGUGGUCAAAUGAAAACCAGAUUUCCACCAGUGGGGAUGCUGAUGAUAUAUUACAAAGAUUUUUGGCAUGGAAACGGGACUAUCUCAUCCUACGGCCUCAUGACAUAGCAUACUUACUUGUUUACAGGAAACAUCCUAAAUAUGUGGGAGCAACAUUUCCAGAAAUUUCUUUUCUUUCUUGGCGACAUUCUUGGAGACUUGGUCUGUUUUACCAGUCUGUAUUAGACUUUGAUUGCAUAACAGGGAGUGCCAGAGGUAUAAAGAUUUUUAGCAACUGCAGCAUGCACGACUAUAGAUACUCUGUUUCAAAAUUUGAGGCUAAAUGCCUUCAGAAGGUUUCAAAUUUGCAACCAUUACAUCAAAAUCAACCAGUGUGUGGUAAUGGGAUUUUGGAAUCCAAUGAAGAAUGUGACUGUGGUAAUAAAAAGGAAUGUCAAUUUAAGAAGUGCUGUGAUUAUAACACAUGUAAACUGAAGGGCUCAGUAAAAUGUGGUUCUGGACCAUGUUGUACAUCAAAGUGUGAGUUGUCAAUAGUGGGCACUCCAUGUAGAAAGAGUGUUGAUCCAGAGUGUGAUUUUACAGAGUACUGCAAUGGAACCUCUAGUGAUUGUGUUCCUGACACUUAUGCAUUGAAUGGCCAUUUGUGCAAGUUGGGAACUGCCUAUUGCUAUAAUGGACAAUGUCAAACUACUGAUAACCAGUGUGCCAAGAUAUUUGGAAAAGGUGCUCAAGGUGCUCCAUUUGCCUGUUUUAAAGAAGUUAAUUCUCUGCAUGAAAGAUCUGAAAACUGUGGUUUUAAAAAUUCACAACCAUUACCAUGUGAAAAGAAGGAUGUUCUCUGUGGAAAAUUAGCUUGUGUUCAGCCGCAUAAAAAUGCUUAUAAAAGUGACAUUCAAUAUACAGUUUAUUCAUAUAUUCAAGACCAUGUCUGUGUAUCUAUAGCCACUGGGUCCUCCAUGAGAUCAGAUGGAACAGACAAUGCCUAUGUGGCUGAUGGCACCAUGUGUGGUCCAGAAAUGUACUGUGUAAAUAAAACCUGCAGAAAAGUUCAUUUAACGGGAUAUAACUGUAAUACCACCACAAAAUGCAAAGGAAAAGGGAUAUGUAAUAAUUUUGGUAAUUGUCAAUGCUUCCCUGGACAUAAACCUCCAGAUUGUAAAUUCCAGUUUGGUUCCCCAGGGGGUAGUAUUGAUGAUGGAAAUUUUCAGAAAUCUGAUGAAUUUUAUACUGAAAAAGGCUACAAUACACACUGGAACAACUGGUUUAUUCUGAGUUUCUACAUUGUUCUGCCAUUUUUCAUAAUUUUCACCAUUGUGAUCUUUAAGAGAAAUGAAAUAAGGAAAUUAUGCAACAGAGAGAAUACAGAGUGUAAGCGUAAUUCAUCCGCUGUAUCAGAAAGCUAUGAUGUGGAACAUUAAUAUUGCACAGAACUUCCGUAGCAAAUAAACUAAAGGAACAAAUGUGCUUUAUAACCUUAUGUUAUCCCCGAAUGCAUUGUAAAUGCUAAACUUUUGGAAAAUAAAGCCUGCGUGCCUUCC